CGCAUCAGCGGGGGCAGCAGCACGAGCAGCAGCGCUGGCGGAGAUGCUGGCGCGGCUGGCGGGUGCGGGAGCGGGAGCUGGAGCUGGAGCUGGAGCGGGGGCCUCCUCUUCCGUAGGUGGUGCUGCUGCUGAUGUUGCCAGCGGCAGCAGUGGUGCCAGCACCGGUGCUGUUGUGAGUGCGAGGGAGGUGCUGACGGCGCUGCUGGAGGUGAUCAGCUGCCACUGCACCUCCGCAUUCGGACAGGACCCGGAGGGUAGCGAGGAGGAGGAGGAGGAGCAGGACGAUGAUAGCAGCAGCAAUGACAGAAACGGCGACGAGGAAGGCGGGCGCGGCAGUGGCAUGAAGAGCAGGAGUGGCAGCAGCCCCCACAUGCAGCAGCUGGUACUGCGGCUGUGUGGCCUCAUACCGUCGCUGGUGGCUGUCGUACCGCGCCGGCGGUUGCCGUGCGCCAUGAGCUGCCUGCAGGCGGUGGCUGAUGCGGCGGAGGCGGCGGGCAGGAGGCUGGCGGGGUACCGCGGGGCUGCUACCGCUGCUGCUGCUGCUGCUGCUGCUGCUGCCGGUGCAUGGGCUGUAGCAGCAGGUGGCAUGGGAACCGCUGGCAGCCCUGUGCAGAUGCAGGUGCAGGCGGAGGUAGCGGAGGAGGUAUUUGAGGCGGCGAAGGAGGCGCUGUGUCGGCCGUUUGUGGAGUUUGCGGAGGAGCUAUACCAGCAGGUCCUCUCUGUUGAGUUGCCACCCCUUCAACCCACAAACCCCACCUCCAUCUCCACCUCCUCCACCACAUCUACCUCGCUUUCAUCGCAGUCCCAGCCUCAUUAUGCCCGCGAUAGGGCCCGUGUGGCCGCAUGGCUGGUAGCCCUGAUGGGGGCCCUAUGGGCCGCAUGGGAGCCGCAGGAGGUCAGGUCCCACCGAACCACAUCAGCGGCGGCAGUGCCGACCCACGGGUCAUUCGGGCUCCAUCCGGAGAUCUUUGGAACGACUGG
This is a messenger RNA of Astrephomene gubernaculifera, 981 nucleotides long. NCBI's taxonomy places the organism in Eukaryota, Viridiplantae, Chlorophyta, Chlorophyceae, Chlamydomonadales, Astrephomenaceae. The record is from the annotation of a GenBank genome assembly.